UGUAUUCUUUCCUGAUUACCUCUUGUGAAUAAAUUUAUUCUUUCUCAGGGGGAGAAAGUGUUUUUUUGUUUUUGUUUUUCUCACACCCAAGUAUGGGGCAGGUCAAAGGGAGGAUAUGUUCAGAGGUGGAGCAUUGUUCAGGGGUGGAAAAGAAGCCUUGGUCAUGUGAUGCUCACAAAGCUGCCUGGAUGCUUUGAGGGAAAACAUGGCCCUCACAUUGGUAACGUUGUUCAUCACCAGCCUGUUUGCUUUUGCUUAUUUACAACCAUUGUCUUUACUGGAAGAGGACUAUCAGUUCAAACAGUGGAUGUCACAUCACAACAAAGUGUAUGACACCGAAGAGUACUUCCGUCGCCUCCGCAUCUUCACUGAGAACAAGAAGAUAGUUGAUGGCCACAAUGCCGAGACUCACUCCUUCACGAUGGGCCUGAACCAGUUCUCAGACAUGACAUUUGAAGAAUUUAGGAAAUUCUUCCUCCUGCAGGAGCCUCAGAACUGCUCGGCCACUAAGGGGAAUCAUGUCGGCAGGAGUGGCCCUUAUCCCAAAUCUGUAGAUUGGAGGACUAAGGGCAACUUUGUGACACCAGUGAAGAACCAGGGUCACUGUGGAAGCUGUUGGACCUUCUCUGCGACGGGAUGUUUGGAGUCAGUGAAUGCCAUUGCCACCGAAAAGCUAAUAUCUCUGUCGGAGCAGCAGCUGAUAGACUGUGCGCAGGGCUUCAACAAUCAAGGAUGCAUGGGUGGGCUUCCAAGUCAGGCGUUUGAGUACAUCAAGUACAGCAAGGGUCUCAUGACAGAAGAGGACUAUCCCUAUAAAGGCUAUGAUGACACCUGCCACUUCGACCCCGCCCUUGCCGCCGUUUUCGUCCACGAUGUCGUCAACAUUACAAGUUAUGAUGAACAGGCCAUGGUGGACGCCGUGGCCCGGCUUAACCCUGUGACUUUUGGCUUUGAGGUGACCGACGACUUCAUGCAAUAUAAAGACGGUGUUUAUACCAGCACUCUGUGUAAGAACAAGGCCGACUCGGUCAAUCACGCCGUCCUGGCUGUGGGUUACGGUGUUGAUGACGGUGCGACACCAUAUUGGAUCGUGAAGAACUCCUGGGGUGCCACCUGGGGAACGGACGGAUAUUUUCUGAUCGAGCGAGGAAAGAACAUGUGCGGACUGGCAACCUGCGCUUCUUACCCACUUCCUUUGGUUUGAGAAAUAACAUGCAGGAAUUCCUGUAGAAUAAAAACCGCAAGGGAAUAAGCAAAUAUGAAUAUAAUGUUACCAAGGCGGCGGCACGGUGGACAACUGGUUAGAGCAUCUGCCUCACAGUUCUAAGGACUGGGGUUCAAAUCCCGGCCCCGCCUGUGGGGAGUUUGCAUGUUCUCCCCGUGCCUGUGUGGGGUUUCUCCGGGCACUCCGGUUUCCUCCCACAUCCCAAAAACAUGCAUUUAGAUUCAUUGAAGACUCUAAAUUGACCGUAGGUGUGAAUGUGAGUGCGAAUGGUUGUUUGUUUAUAUGUGUCCUGUGAUUGGCUGGCAACCAGUUCAUGGUGUACCCCGCCUCCUGCCCGAUGAUAGCUGGGAUAGGCUCCAGCACUCCCCCUUGUGAGGAUAAGCGGCUCAGAAAAUGGAUGGAUGGCUGUUAACCUCAAAACACUCUGUUAUGUGCCUUUCUGCAUCAUGGAUGUAUUCUACUACUAAAUUGUCUUUUUUUCCCCCCAUACUUUUACUCAAGAAAUACACAAUUGAGUCCGAAUACUGGUCAUAAACCUUCCUGUUAGCACAGUGAAGCUGGCUUGUAUUGAUGGAUGUAAUGCAACUACUAAUAUUGUGUAAAACUCUCAAACGACUGGUUUUAUAAAUGUAAAAAAAGAAAUACCUACCGUCUGUACAGGUAUGUCAAAUUUAAAAACUCAAGCCCUGUAUUUUUCUCUCAUGAUGUGAUGAGUUUUUGUCUCUUCACUUUGACAUUGGAUCAUUUCGUUUUCCAUUUGUUUGGGAUUUUGUGCUAAUCUGCUUUUUGGAUGAUCAGUGUCCCCGUCUGCGUGUUCUGUCUUUAUUUCUGCAUGCUCUCAUCAGCCCCCUUGUGUCAACGGUCAACCAUUUAUCCCCCUCCAGCCACUCAUGCCUUGUCCUGGUGUGCCUCGUUGUCACGACCAUUGUCAAAUGUUGUUCACUUUCUACCCUGUUUUUUGGACUUUAAGUCCAUCCAUCCAUCCAUUUUCACUAGGGUCGCGGGCGUGCUGGAGCCUAUCCCAGCUAUCAUCGGGCAGGAGGCGGGGUACACCCUGAACUGGUUGCCAGCCAAUCGCAGGGCACAUAGAAACAAACAAACAUUCGCACUCACAGUCAUGCCUACGGCAAUUUGGAGUCUCCAAUUAAUGCAUGUUUUUGGGAUGUGGGAGGAAACCGGAGUGCCCGGAGAAAACCCACGCAGGCACGGGGAGAACAUGCAAACUCCACACAGGCGGGGCCGGGGAUUGAACCCGGGUCCUCUGAACUGUGAGGCUGACGCUCUAACCAGUCGCUCACCGUGCCGCCUGGACUUUAAGUAUUUUACUUUUUUUUUUUGCUCUUGCUACGCUCUACCAUUGUUUGUUGUUUUUUUGAAAUAAAACCUUUUUGAGAUACCCUUGAA
Phyllopteryx taeniolatus (common seadragon) is the source of this 2629-nucleotide messenger RNA. RefSeq names its product cathepsin H (gene ctsh). Gene Ontology annotation, molecular function: cysteine-type endopeptidase activity. The coding region runs from base 206 to 1204 and encodes 332 amino acids. Gene Ontology annotation, biological process: immune response. Gene Ontology annotation, cellular component: lysosome. The record is from RefSeq and is a predicted model, not a curated record. The transcript is spliced from 12 exons. NCBI's taxonomy places the organism in Eukaryota, Metazoa, Chordata, Actinopteri, Syngnathiformes, Syngnathidae.